GGUAAACCUACCCAACCGCUGCAGUACCCUGUGAACGUCAGGUGGAGCUCGCCCUCCGACCAGAGAGUUUUGUCCCCGCCAGGCCGCCGUAGUGAAUAUGUGCGUGCAGCUGCUACUAGAGGCAGGUGUUAGAGGGAGUUCCGUAGUACGGGCAGACGGCAGACUUGUCUCGUCACUCCUCGGUGAAUUCUCUCGCCUCCAGUACUGACUUUCCCUGUGACUGUCCAUAGCCAGGCUACACCGGAGCUCGCCCCCUCCCCGGAGACACACAGCCGUUACUAGCUGUACAGUGCGCUUGGAGGUUAUUGUGUGUGAGGGGACUCAUCCCAUCUCCAGCAGUGACAUCAUCCUGCUACUGGAAGGAUAUUCUUCCACAAUGGCUUCUGCUGUGGCAAGUAUGGUGCCCACUACUGCUUCCCGCUUUGCUCUGCUGAAAGUAGACAGCAGCAGCGACUCUGAUUCGGAGAAGUCUAAAGUAUCACGUGGAGCUGGGAAAUCGCGAAACGCAUCUGCUACAAGUAGUAAAAGCAUAGCAAAUGAGAAAAAGAAGGAAAAACGUAGAAAGAAGAAAGAACAGCAACAAAGCGAGGCUAAUGAGUUAAGGAAACUGGCAUUCAAGAAGAUUCCCCAAAAACCCUCUCAUGGUACUGGUGGGUCCCAGCAGGAAUCUGUGCCGCAGAGUACAGCUAAAGAGGCUCCUCAAGAAGACUGGCAGCAGUGGCGACAGAGAGAUGAACAGCUUACAUCUGAUUUGUUUGAAGCAGAUCUUGAAACAGCCUUAAUCCAGAGUAAGCUAGAAUAUGAGGAACUGAAAAAGGAAAAUGACAGUGGAGAAAAUGUAUCGCCUCAGUCAAAAAGGGUUGGUAAAAAGGAUAAGCGCAAGAUUCAACAAGGAAAGGACAAGCCUCUCACAGUAUCCUUAAAAGACUUCCAAUCAGAAGAACAAAACACUAAAAAAUCAGAGGAACUAAAGUCUCCUCCCAUGUUACCACAUGAUCGUGGCUUUUUCAAUAAAUUGGAAGAUGAUGUCACCAAAAUAAUCCUUAAAGAAAAGAGAAAAGAACAAAACACAUUUACUGAUGUAACAGAAAGUGUCUCUUCUCCUGAAUACAAUAUGGAACGAGUACUGAAAGAUGGAAGAACAGAGUUAUUAAAGUUGGAACUAGAAAAGAAAGAUACAGAGAUACAGCAUCUAAAAAGCAUAAUUUCUCAGUGCGAGGUAAAAUAUAAAGAAGUGAAAGCCAGGAAUGCACAGGUUCUGAAAAUGCUGCAAGAAGGGGAAAUGAAAGACAAAGCAGAAAUCCUCUUACAAGUUGAUGAAUUACUUACAAUUAAAAAUGAAUUAACGUUACAGGUCACCAGUCUGCAUGCUGCCUUAGAGCAAGAACGAUCAAAAGUAAAGGUUUUACAAGCAGAGCUUGUGAAAUACAAGGUUGGUAAGAAAGGUAAAAAAAAUUCUGAAUCAGACCAUGGACGAUGAUAAAGCAUGUCCUUAUCACUGGAGGAGAAGGAGCAUUUUGUAAAAAGCACUAACUUUUCUGCAGCGUUGAAGUACUGCUGUUCCAAUGCCAUACGUUAGUUUUUCAUGACUAAAUAAAACUUAUUCUUCCAUAAAAAUA
Messenger RNA from Rana temporaria (common frog), 1619 nucleotides. RefSeq names its product G kinase anchoring protein 1 (gene GKAP1). Lineage: Eukaryota; Metazoa; Chordata; Amphibia; Anura; Ranidae. The transcript has 12 exons. Gene Ontology annotation, biological process: signal transduction. Gene Ontology annotation, cellular component: Golgi apparatus. The record is from RefSeq and is a predicted model, not a curated record. The coding region runs from base 377 to 1480 and encodes 367 amino acids.